Hibiscus syriacus is the source of this 7231-nucleotide messenger RNA. RefSeq names its product sister chromatid cohesion 1 protein 1-like. Gene Ontology annotation, biological process: mitotic sister chromatid cohesion; replication-born double-strand break repair via sister chromatid exchange; synaptonemal complex assembly. Lineage: Eukaryota; Viridiplantae; Streptophyta; Magnoliopsida; Malvales; Malvaceae. Gene Ontology annotation, molecular function: chromatin binding. Bases 6473 to 7042 code for a protein of 189 amino acids. The record is from RefSeq and is a predicted model, not a curated record. The transcript is spliced from 13 exons. Gene Ontology annotation, cellular component: cohesin complex; synaptonemal complex.
UCUUCACUCUUCCCUUUUCUUUUCUUUUUUUCACGAGCGGCAGCCACACCAAAGGAGAACCAAGGUUCCACCGGCCAGCCACCACGACGGUGGCCUCCUCACCCCAACUCCGUCGAAAACGGCCGAAACUCUGCAAUUCUCACGAGUGGUGUUUCGAUUCUUUAUAAGAAACAAGUGGAUCUCCUUCUUGAUGAUUUAACGUCGAGCCUUACUUUUUUAUAACUUCGGUAUUUUUUUAUACGUUUUACUAGGGUUUUAAUGCUCCUCUGUUUUGUCUUGACAGAGGAUGUUACUCGGCUUGAGGUAAUUUCCUUUCCUUUUUGUUUUAAUGUUAUUCAAUUGUAUUGAUAUUUCAAAAAAGGAACGAGAAAAACAAUCUCGCUUGUGGUUUUUGUUUUUGAGGUUGAAUUUCGUAACGCAUGGGAGAAGGUAGGGAAAGAUCAAAAUCUACUCCGGAAAAGAAAAUCCAGGUAAAAUCUCUUUUAUAUAUGUGCCAUUUCAUCUUUAAAAAUAAAUAAAAUGAAGAAACCUCCAUGGGGUUCACUAAUGCUGGAGAACCUGAAGAAGAAAUCUCUACGGGGUCUAAUCUGGUAAGUGAUCAAAACGAAUUUGCCAUAAUGCGUGCUUUACUCUGCCAUGUGGUUUGCCCAGUUUGUUAUAUGGUGGUGGUUAUUCUAUUUGAAAUGAAUUCACUGCUGUUUUCUUUUGAAAUGAAGUGGAAAAUUGGCUGUUAAGAUCAUCAAUUCGAAGAUAAACUAUUAAUUGUUAACGGGUGUUCAUAAUUAAAGCUGGUAUUAAAAUUCGUUUGAAAUUCUAUUUUGGAAAUUAAUCUUUUAUCCCCUUUAUUGAUGUACAGCAGCAUGACCAAGUUGAUGUACACUACAUUACCAUUGAUCUCCAAGAUGAUAAUAUUGCCAAUGACCCACAUUAAGCUGAUAAAAAACGACAUCACCUUAUUUGAUACGUAUCAGCCUAAUAUCGAUACUCUUGGUCGCUUCGAAAGGUAACUUUACAAGUAAACUUCACUUAGAUGAGCAUGAGCAUAUUGAGAUGCCGCCUACUCGUAUUCCUUCCCCAUCCCGGCAAGUCGAGCCUCAAAGAGGUUAGAGUCCUAUAAUAGCUUUACAUAUUCAGUCACUCGAGUUUUGUAAGCGUUUAGUUCUUUAUAUUCUACAGGAAAUAAUUUGAGAAAUAUGAAAAAGAUAAUGAAGCUUUCUGAGCAUUUUUCUGAGCAUUUUUCAUAUUAACCCAAUGUAAGCGGAAAAAAAAAGAAACUAUGAACGAGAAUGAGCUUGAUAUUCAUGUUAAUUUCCUACAUCCGGAGGAAGCUAAGAGCAGUUUCAAGAGAACAAAUUAGGUGACGAUGGAACACAAGUAAACUUCAAUUUAGAUGAGCAGAUUGAUAUGUCAUCUGCUCGUAUUCCUUCCCCAACCCAACAAAUUGAGCCUCAAAGAGGUUAGAGUCCUAUAAUAGCUUUACAUAAUCAGUCAUUAAAGUUUUGUAAGCGUUGGUUUUUUUUAUAUUCUUCAGGAAAUAUCAUUAUGGAUGAAAUGAGAGUUGGCUUUUCUAAAAAAGUUCACAAGUCCUGGCUUAAUGAUUCUUCAGCUUUAACUCGAACUCGAAAGAACUCUGUACGCCUUAAAUAUUUUCUUGUCUUUUUCAUAUUGAUCAUGAUAAUGGUGUAUGAUUAUGUUACAGGCCCAAAUUUUGCUGGCGGCCGCAAGAGUUAUAUCUUCUUCGAAGAUAAAAAGGCACAUGAAACUCUCAUCUAUUAUGCAAUUUGAAAGAAACAGAGAAGCGCCAAAACUAUUUUGGAUAUGUGGAAACAAUGCAAACAACCUCACAAUAUCUUACCUUCUGGUUAGAAUUUAAUAAUUCUUGUUUUUCUACGUUCUUGAGUAAAUAAUGCAAGUUAAUUCAUCCUAUAAGUUUGCAGUCAGAAACUUACCACCGCAACCACAAUCUCCUGAUUAUCAAACGAAUCAUAUAAGUCUCGCAAUUCUUCCUGAGUUUGCUACCUCGAAAUGCAUAUGUAUGCACUAUGUAUGACUGACUUUGAAACGUGAAGUCUUUCGAAGAUCUUCACAGUGAAGUUAGUUCCCCAUCUCAUGCUGCUGCAAUUGACUUACAGCAAAAUUGAGAAAAUUGAAAUUAGUCAAGUUGUGCAGUCAGGAAAUGGUGGUAAGAAAAUCCUCUCGUUUACAAGUUUUCUCUCUUCGGUUUGGAGACUUAAUGUGGUAUCAAUUAAGCUUCAAAUACAUUUUGGAGACGAUAGUGAUUUGGACACAUAGCAUCCCACGAUACCGAAUGAGAUUGUCAACUCUUGAAUCUUUAUUCACAUCGGAUGUUUUUCGUCCGUCGAAUGUUUGUUUUGUUAGUAUUGUUAAUGUGAUAAAACAAUUACAGUGACUGUUAUGGACAAAAUAGAAACUGACCACUUAUUUACCUGGACCUGUUGCACAGAGCACUUCAGGCAAUAUGUCCAAAUCACUAUCGUCUCCUGCAAAAUGUAUGUGAAGCUUAAUUGAUACCACAUUAAGUCUCCAAACCGAAGAGACAAAACAUGUAAAAGAGAUGAUUUUCUUACCACCAUUUUUUAAUUGCACAAUUUGAUUAAUUUCAGUUUUCUUAUUUUUGCUAUAAGUCAAUUGCAGCAGCAUGUGAUGGGAAACCGACUCCACUAUGAAGAUCUUCGAAAGGAUUCACGUUCCAAAGUCAAUCAUACAUAUGCAUUUCGAGAUAGCAAACUCAGGAAGAAUUGCGAGAUUUACAUGAUCCGUUUGAUAAUCAAGAGGUUGUGGUAAAGUUCUGAUUGCACACAUAUAUGAUGAAUUAACUUGUAUUAUUUACUCAAAAACGUAGAAAAGUAAUAAUUAUUAAAUUCUAACCUGAAGGUAAGAUAUUGUGAGGUUGACUGCAUUGCUUCCACAUAUCCAGAAAUGAUUUUGGUACUUCUCUGUUUCCUUCAAAUAGAUGAGAGUUUUAUGAGCCUUUUUAUCUUCGAAGAAAACAUAACUCUUGCGGCCGCUAGCAAAAUUUGGGCCUGCAACAUAAUCAUACACCAUUAUCAUGCUCAAUAUGAAGAAGACAAGAAAAUAUUCAAGGCGUACAGAGUUAUUUCGAGUUCGAGUUAAAGUUGAAGAAUCAUUAAGCCAGGACUUGUGAACUUUGUUAGAAAUAACAACUCUCCUCUCAUCCAUAUUAAUAUUUUCUGAAGAAUAUAAAAACUAAACGCUUACAAAACUUCAAUGGCUGAAUAUGUAAAGCUAUUACUAACCUCUUUGAGGCUCAACUUGCCGGGCUGAGGAAGGAAUACUAGCAGGUGACAUCUCAAUCUGCUCAUCUAAAUUGAAGUUUGCUUGUGUUCCAUCGUCACCUAAUUCGUUCUCUUGAAUCUGCUCUUGUCUUCCUCAUGUUGUAGGAAAUUAGUAUGAACAUCAAACUCAUUCUCGUUCAUUUUUUUCGCUUACAUUGGGUUAAUAUGUAAAAUGCUCAAAAAACUUAAACCGAAAGCUUCAUUAUCUUUUCCAUAUUUCUUUAAGAAUAUAAAAAACUAAACGCUUACAAAACUCGAGUGGUUAAAUAUGUAAAGCUAUUAUAGGAACCUCUUUGAGACUCAACUUGACGGACUGGAGAAGGAAUACGAGUAGGUGGCAAUUGACAUCUCAAUAUGCUCAUCUAAAGUGAAGUUUACUUGUGUUCCCUCGUCAUCUUCAAAUCUGUCGUGGUUGUUAGACAUAUUAAGCAAUUAUUCAGUCCACAGACGCUCUAAUGUGUCAUUACCUAAAACCUUUACCAGCAAUGCAUGGAACCAAGCUUAUAAAAGUUACCUUUUGAAACGACCAAGAGUGUCGGUAUUAGGCUGAUGCGUAUCAGGUAAGGUUAGUAUCGGUAUUAGGCUUACGUAGCCAGAUGCCAAGCUAAGAGAAACAGAACAUAAAAUCACGUUAUGCCUCCAGUUCAAAACUAUUUUCUAAUCUAUGGUCGGUAGCAUAAUAAAUUACUUGGGCAGCCAGAUGCCAAACUAAGAGAAACAUAACAUAAAAGCACGAUACACCCCGGAAUUCGGAAUGUUAUUUUUUCAGAUACUAUCCAUAUAGCUAAUGCGAACAGAACAUUUGAACAAAUGUGCAAGACAAAUCCUAAUGCCUCAAAAAAGUACCCAACAGAGAUAAAGCUGCAAACUAAAACUUUACAAGGAAACGACGAAAGAAAAUUUCACACAAACCGAUAAUUAAUACCGCAAACAUCCACUAAGUGAGGGUAUAUCAAUUUAAGAGAACCCAUCUCUACAAUCAUAGAUCGAACAUAACAUAAAAAAGUGAAGCUAUAUGAAGCAUAAACAAGUAAACUUGUACCAAAUUGUUCUAUUAUAAGAACUACCAUUUAGCUACAGAUUUGCAGAAACAAACAAGGAUAUGACAAUGCAACUAUGUUCAUAGAACAAAAAAGAUCACUAAUGACAAAAUAUGCAAACUGACAACAUAAAGAAGCCAAGCCAAAAUGGUCAAAAUGCUCAAGAAUCAAACAAAAGUACUGCCAUUUCAGAAGAUAAACUUCCAAAAACACCAAUUACCUAGAUUCAAAUUCCAUGAUCUCCAAAAGUUUGUUCCCAUUUCUAUGAUUCUAUCAUUCCAUUGGACUUUUCGCUUAAUAUUAUCAGAUUUUCUUGACUUCUCACCUCUUUUAGGCACCAACAAAGUAGUUGACUCACUGCAAUCUUCUUCAUCGGUUCUACAGAAUCUAUGGCACGUAAGUUGUUUUGCGUUCAUUAGCAUCCUUCACAUCAUUAUGGACAUCAUCCAUUGACAAUUCCACUAAAAUAAAACUUCGAAAUCAAUUGAUAACUUGGAUUAAAGAAAUGAGUCCUUUAUAAUAAAUUAUAAAGCCCCUCAGUCUUCUAGGUGAAAAAGAACAAGACUCUCAUUAACUCAAAACUCAAAGAAAACCUUUGCAAAAAGAAAGACAGAUUUCUGUUAAAGAUUGCGUUUUUAUAAAAUCCCCAGCUACCCAGAAAGCAAAAGGAGAUGAAUGAUCAAACCCUAACCCAAAAUUCAUGAAUUAUCAAACCCUAACCCAAAAUUCAUGAAUUAUCUGAUUCUGGGUUUUUCAAAUGGGUGGAAAGUGGAAUCCUUCAAUCUGAUAAAACCAAGAAUCAAGUCAACCCUUUGUUUUUGACACCAUAAGAUGCAAAUUCAAUUUCCAAGAGGGAAACUGGAAAAAGCAUGAAACUUGAGAGAAUCUCGAAGCAGGCAAAAAAAGAUCAAUGAGCUAAGAUUUUUAAUUUCCCGGGAAAGUGAUGGAAAAUAUGAGCUGCAAAAAAAUAACAAGGUUUGACCAGGAAUGAUAUACUGGGCGAGGUGUCAACGUUGGAGGAGAAGCCGAUGGAACUUUGAUGAUAACGGUGAGAUUGAAAAGGGAGAAACCUUUUUCUAAAGCUUCUAAAGUUACCUUUCAAAACGACCAUGAGUGUCGGUAUUAGGCUGAUACAUAUCAGUUAAAAUGAUGUCGUUUUUAUCAGCUGUAAAAAAGAAAAUCAGAUUGGUGUACUAAAACUGUCAAAUACUGUAAAAGUUGAGGGAUGAAAGAAAACCUUGAUUGUGGUCAUUGGCAAAAUUAUCCUCCUCGAGAUCGAUGGUAAGGUAGUGUUCAUCUACUUAGUCAAAUUGUAGUAUAUCAAUAAAAGGGACAAAAGAUUAGUUUCCGAAGUAGAAUUGCAAAGUAAUUUUAAUACCAACUGCUUUGUAUAGAAAAGUUUUCUUCCUUUGCAAUCUAAUUAAAGAUAUGAACACCAGUUAAUAGGUAACGGUUUAUCUUCUUCGAGGUUGAAAUAAGGAACGCAUCGAAGGUAACAAAUGAUCCAACUCUACUCCGGAAAAAAAUCCAAGGCCAAGAGAAGAGCCAUUACUCUACCCGAAAUCGAAGAAGCCACCAUGGGAUUCACUAAUGCUGGAGAACUUGAAGAAGAAUUCUCUAUGGGGUUCAAAACCAUCUUAAUAUGCUGGAGGAAACCAAGAGCAGUUUCCAGAGAACGAGUUAGGUCAACAAGUGAAUAGAAACAAAGAAGCCAGAGAGGAUCGACGGAGGCAGGAGCCAGGAAAACAAAAAAACAAGAAAGCCUAAUGGAAUUAUUAUGGAUGAGGAGCAAACUGUUGGUUUCUAAUUAUGUUUACCAUUCCUGGCUUGAGGAAACUUCAGAUAUAACUCCAAAAAAGAAAAAGGGUUGUCAUUUGUUCCGUUGGAUGAUAUGUUUGUGAAAGGAAACGGAGAAGUCCCUUACAAUGAUCAACCAUUACCAUGAACCACAAUGAUGUAGGGAAGUUAAUUCAUCCUAUACCUGUGCAGUGAGAACCUUACCACGGCAACCACAACCUCAUGAACCAUCUUGUAAAGAGAGUACAUUCUGAUUAUCAAACGGUUUAUCCUUUCGAUGUUCCUACUAAAGAGUUGCAGCGAAUGAAGAGAACUUAAAUGACACCGGUGGAGAUUAAUCAAAUGGUCCGGUCAGGAAAUUGUGCAGACGCAGUAAGAUCCAGAGGUAGCUCAGUAUCCGGAGACGGAACCUCCUUAGGUAGCUUAGAAGUAAAUACAGAAAGGGUUGGGUCCAAGAAGAAGAAUGUGCGAUCGACAUCGAGAAACGAUAGUGGUAUGGACACGGUGCAUGAGCAUGAAGCGUUCUGUGAAGCAGAUGCUGAUUACAAGUUAACAAGGCCGGGAAGGAAUAACUGGGCAGCUGAUCCAGAUUUCAUAGUGGUAACUCAACUUGCAAGGGAAACUCCUGCAGAUAAUCCUGCUCCCGAGAUAAUGACUGAGAACAUCAAGACGUAUAUGAAAAUACAUUUUGAAAAGCUAGGAGCUCCUAAAGUAGAAUCGCUAAAGAACUUGGCAGCAGGGUUAAGCAGAAAAGGAGCAGCUCUGCUCUUCUAUUGGACAUGUGUUCAUGCUUCUGAAGGUUGCUUGAAAGUGAAACAAGAGGUGCCGUUUGGAAACAUUAUCUUAAUUACCAACAAGAGUGAAGAAAGGGCCAUGGGCAGGGAAUGAACGAUUAAACAAGAGUGAUACAAUCUUGUUUGUACACUUUUUAAGGUAUUUGUGUUUGUUUCAUUUACCAUUCGUGAACAAAUUCGUUUAACGUUCGUGAACAUAUUUGUUUAUAUAUUUGUGAACACAUUUGUUUAAUAUUCUCGAACAUAUUCAUUUACAUGUUAAAAAAAUGAUGAAAUUAUGCCA